Molecule: messenger RNA, 2316 nt
Organism: Trichomonas vaginalis G3
Lineage: Eukaryota; Parabasalia; Trichomonadida; Trichomonadidae
Exons: 1
Coding region: 1-2316 (771 amino acids)
Source: RefSeq, a predicted model, not a curated record
AUGUCGAGUUUUGUGCAGUGGAAUUUUCGUGAUGAAUAUAUAGAUACUAUGCUUGUUCACUUUGUUUAUAAUCAAGAUUUCGAGCGUUCAGAUGAAGCUAAUAUUAAACUUUUAAUUCUUUCGCAUCAAUUUGCUCAUAAUGGAUUUCCUGCAAUUUAUGUUGACAAUCCUCCACCUGAUAUGGCUCAAAGGAAUGUACCGGGUGUUUUAGUAUUUGAUUUUUAUAAAAAAGGCAUUGGAAUUCCAAACUGGUCAAAAGUUACAACAAUUGAUUGGAUUAUCGAACAUGAUUUGGAGCCAAAAUUGUGGAUUUUAUUACAGAGAGCAUUGACAUUAAAAUUAUAUUACGAAAAAAUCGAUCAAGACUGUCUUUAUUUUUCAUCUUACAUUCUCGUUCCGAAAUCGAAAAAUUGGCCCAUACCAUCACUAUAUAGGAUAUAUCCACUAUUCAGAGCCCAUAGAAUUUACAUUAGAAUUACAUGCGAACUAAUUCCUUCGUUAUGUGUCGAAUUUCCACAAGUACCACCAAUAAAUAGCUUCAUUCUUGUACCACCUAACGAACAACCAUACAAAAUCAUAUCAACUUACGGUACAAAAUUAAAAUUAAUUUCUCCCAUCAAAGAUGACUACAGAACAAUCGAUAUUACAAUUACAAAGUUUGUUCUCGUAGCAAAUCCUCCACGUUCCUUACAACUUUUCUUUUCUCCAGAAGAAAAUGAGCCAAUUAAGACUUCAACAAGGGUUUUUCAACCUCCAAAGACAGAUGAGAGCGUUAUAGAAGAAUUCUAUUCGAAGAUCAAACAAGAAAGUAAAGAAAACUCUAAACCAACCCAAAUUAAAAAUACAUUUGAAACAAUUUUGAACGAAAUUGCCUCAAAUGAUGAAGAACUAUCCCAUAUCAAGCAGUCAUUCAACAGAUGUUACGAAAUACCUAUGUCCAUUGAAGAAACGAAUUUACAAUACCAAGGAAAAAUUGUUUAUUCGUUAAAUUUCAAUCCUCACAUUUUCUGCAAUUCCUAUGCCCCAUCAGACAUCCAAGCAUCACUCUCCGAUGCUCAUAUCCAGCAAAUAGACACUCCUUCGACAAUUAUCAGUCGAGAUGGAGGAAAUUAUUCUGAAACCGCGUCAACAUUAAUAAACACAUGGGAAGACAAAAAAUGUUCACCUGUUUACGGUCAGAAGGAUGGUUCUUUCAUCAUAUUCUAUGAAACUUGUAUAAGUAAGAACGCAAUAAUUACAUUCUUCGACCAAUUAACUCAUCAUUAUUCUCAUUUCGGUUUUGGCAAAAUGACACUUUUUUCUCAACAACCGGGAUUGAAUGAAGUGAGUUCUGGCCAAACAUUUGUUGCCGCCGCAGAGUUCUACAAGAGGAAUGAGCUUGUUUUCCACAGAGAACACCACGUUUUCGUUUAUUUGGUGACGAAAUCUUACGAAAUGUCAAAAAUUGACGGAAAUUUCGGUUAUGUCAAUUUUACUGAAAAUGACAUUCAAAACUCCACGGACAGUGACAUUAAGAUGCGUGCAUUUGAACUAUAUGCAACUCUCCGGGGAAUGCAAGAUUCACCAUUUGGCAGAAUGCAAAAUUUCCAAAUGGAACCACCUGAUUUUUUGUUUGGAUUCAGAUAUCAACCACCUUUUGUUUUGAACCGAGAAAACCAACAUUUAUCAAUUCACAUUGCUUAUAAUCAGAGAACGUUUGACUCUGUUUGGGUUGAUGACAUCGGAUCAGCUAUGACUAGGUGGUAUGUUCCAAACAAUUCCGCAAUUAUCCACGCGAUAAGUAGUAUAUGGGAUUUAUGUGAGAAUCGAGGAAUUGACGUUGAUUUCAACAUCAUUUAUGUAUAUGAGUAUGUCACUGAAGACACAUUUAGUAGUUUGAUGGAAGAGAUUAGGAAUAAUACCAAAAACUUAGAAUCAGUUAUUUCUGUUUAUACUGUUUAUCCUUCUCCUUUUGUUCAGAUUUCUAUCCAAUCUGAUUUGUCUAUGAUUAGAGAUACUGCUGAUAUGAUUAUUGAGACAAAUUACCCUGAAAUAAUGAAUCCAGGAAAAGAAAUGUAUAAUCCAAAUAAAUGUGCAUUUGUUGUAACACAAAGAAUGCAAACUUAUCAAGUUUGUUCUCUUAAUAAUCCAGGAUUCAAUAAUUUCAGUAGAUUUGUUAGACAAUUGUCAAGAUUAUCUUGGCUUUCCGCAAAACCGAACUUUCCUCAGAGAACUUCAUCAUUGCCACCUCAUAUUUUAAGAAUUUUGAUGCAAUCUGAUACUGAUGUGUCUGUGUUCACAAGAUUUAUCUUUUCUCCAGAUGCUGCUAGUAUGUAA